AUGGAAGCUGCUCCACCAGUCUAUUCUAACAUUGAACUUAUUUGUCAAGGUGCUGAAGCACGUCUUUUUCGAUGUUUAUACUUUGGUCGUCGUGCUAUACUUAAAGAACGUUUUGUUAAAACUUAUCGUCAUCCUGAUCUUGAUAAUGCUAUAACUCUUCAACGUCUUAAGGGUGAAGUACGUUUGUUGACACGUGCUAAACAAUUAGGUAUUCAUACACCAGCCAUCUAUCAUAUUGAUUGGGCUAGACGUACAAUUGUUAUGGAAGAUUUACAUGAAGCUCGUACUGUAAAAUCUGUUAUUGAUACAUUGAUUCAAGAACAAAAUACUGUUAAACUUGAACAGUUAGCACAACAAAUUGGUACAACAAUAGGUUGUCUUCAUCAGGCACAAGUUGUACAUGGUGAUCUUACAACAUCAAAUAUGCUUUUAACAGAAAAUGAUCAACUCUAUUUAAUUGAUUUUGGUUUAAGUGCUUAUAUACCAAAUAAAACUCAAAUGCUUGAGGCACUUGCUGUCGAUUUGUACGUUUUAGAACGAGCUAUUAUAUGUACACAUCAAAAAGCAAAACAUUUCUUUUCAAAUAUUCUUAUGGCAUAUAAAAGUUCAAUUAGUGAUGAAAAACAGCGUACAUUAACAAUGAAUAAAUAUGAAGAAGUCCGUGCAAGAGGACGAAAAAGAAGUAUGGUCGGUUAA
Molecule: messenger RNA, 696 nt
Organism: Rotaria sp. Silwood1
Lineage: Eukaryota; Metazoa; Rotifera; Eurotatoria; Philodinida; Philodinidae
Source: the annotation of a GenBank genome assembly